Belonocnema kinseyi is the source of this 1913-nucleotide messenger RNA. RefSeq lists its product as uncharacterized. The transcript has 12 exons. Gene Ontology annotation, cellular component: kinetochore. NCBI's taxonomy places the organism in Eukaryota, Metazoa, Arthropoda, Insecta, Hymenoptera, Cynipidae. The record is from RefSeq and is a predicted model, not a curated record. Bases 91 to 1647 code for a protein of 518 amino acids.
UUCCCUCAUUUUUUGUUGACUCUCAAAUGGAAAUUUGUUUCUUUAUUUCAUUGUUGCAAAUAGAAACAAAAGAGACAAUUCUAUUGAACAAUGGCUGCCGAUGAGAAAAAGGAGGCUUGUUUUGCAUUCUUGCGUAAACUAAAAAGCAAAGGAAAAUAUUUAAUUGGGUUCGAAGAAUCUGUUACUAUUUUACAAGAAGAAGCUGCAACGAGGGGCUUGGAAGAUGAAGAUAUUUCUUUAAUAAUAGACAUCGUGUGGAAAUCAGAGUUGGGUGCAACGAAAUGUGUGUCCUUAAUUAAAUGUAUGAUUCCAAAACGCAAAGUUUCGGAUAGUGUUGUAAAAGAUAUGAUCACUUGGUGUGUAACAUCGAUCGAUAACACACCCGUUACAGUUAUUGCGAUAACUUUACAAUGGAUAGUUGGCUUGUGGGAAUACGACUUGGCAGACAGAAAAAUUAUCAAUAUGUUCUACGAGCAUUUUUUCGUCACACUUCUCCAUAAGGAAAAAGUGGAAGUCCACUUAGCACGACUUAUUUACGAGUUAACGAAACCUGAGGAUGUUACACGUAGAGCAGUUAUAAGAUUGCUUACACAUCACAAAACAUACAAAAAGCCACAGAAGCAUCUUAAUGCUUUACUCUCACUGUUUAAAUCAUACAAACCAGAAUUGGUACCGGAAAAAAUUCCUGCAGUGGGUAUUGGAAGUACGUGGAAACCAAUACCUGAUCAGUUGCGCCUCGGGUUUGAAGAUGCAAAAAGUCGCGCUUUUGUUCACGAAGCUCGUCAAAGAACUCAGGAGAAUUUCAAAUGGACGGUCGCUCCAUCUUCAAAGACGGGAAAAUCGAAAGAACCCGUUUUACCCUCCGUUGGAUAUUUUCACAUGGGGUCCAGUAUCUACAAAGAAAAAGAUACAAAAUCUAUUUUCGACUUAAGCAAUAUAGAAGAAUUGGGAAAAUAUCAUACCAGCGUGGAAUUGCCUUGUAAUGCAACUUCCUUAUUAACUAAUAUGGCCGGAUACCAUCUGCUGAUGUUCGCUGAUUUUGAGUAUCAAAAUAGAUUUUCCUAUAAUUUGUACAACAUGCUUCGAAGAGCUUUUUUAAUCGAACCAGGUAUGUAUUCUCGUGAAGAACUGGAUAAAUUGCUUGAUAUGACUUACGAUUUUCUGUGUUACGUUCAACACGGAAUUCCCGUGGUUAGUCGUUUCCUAGACGAAUAUUUAGCUUGUGGCACAGGAGAACAUCACCCAAAACUUCUUGCCCUUUUGCAGUGGACUUCGUUAUCAACUUCCGGUAGGGCAAGACACGCAGUAAUAAAUAAAAAAAAAUGUUUUUAUAUACCUGUUCGUAAAAGCUUAGUGCUUCAGCCAUCAAAAGUGAAGAAUCCUUUUAGCACCAGGCAUCAGGGUAAUGCCAUUUUUUUGAAAACAUUGUCAAACAAGGCAGUCGAAGAUUUGCCAAUAAAUUAUUUGGACGCCAUGUUGAGCCUGAAUCACCAUUACGCAGUGCUACCAUACAAGCACACCUUGAACAUGACCGAUUUGCAAAUACGUACAAAAGAGGAUAUGUACUGUGUUGCUGACCAGUACUUCCCUCAAGUAAGUGAUUUCUUAAAAACUAUGGGAGUUCGAAAAGAUUUCAUAGACGAAUAGUAAUUUUAGCGGCGUAAGUCUAGUAAUUUAUAAAAUACUUUAUAGACUUUUUAAGGAGUAUUGGAGAUUGUUAUAGUGUCAAUUAAUUAUUGUAUAUAACUAAUAUUAUUAUAUAAAAUUUUAAUGGUGUUUGCUUGUUUGUUCUCUAAUAACCAGACACAAUAUCUAGUACUUUAUACAGAAUUUUAUUACUCGCAAAUAUUAUUGUUCGGAAAUUUUAUUAUUUGGGAAUCAUACAUUAGCAAAAUAUGUCUCGCCGCAUAUAC